Molecule: messenger RNA, 1680 nt
Organism: Pelodiscus sinensis (Chinese soft-shelled turtle)
Lineage: Eukaryota; Metazoa; Chordata; Testudines; Trionychidae
Source: RefSeq, a predicted model, not a curated record
CAACGGUGGGUAACUCGCAGGCUCUUGUGUCGGGUAACAGGGUGUCUGUCUCUCUUUCUGCAGAGUUUCCAUUUCCCUCUUUUUAUGACCCUGCUGCACCUCCUGGUUAUUUUCCUGCUCUCUGCUCUGACCAGGGCCCUGAUGAGAUGCUACACCAAGAGGUCCCGUGUGGUGCUGUCCUGGACUGACUAUCUCAGAAGGGUGGCUCCAACAGCUUUGUCGACUGCUUUGGACGUUGGACUGAGCAACUGGAGCUUCCUGUACAUCACUGUCUCCCUUUACACAAUGACCAAAUCCUCUGCCAUCCUCUUCAUCCUGCUCUUCUCCCUGAUCUUCAGACUGGAAGAGCUGAGAAUGGCGCUGGUGCUGGUGGUUCUGCUCAUUGCUGGGGGGCUCUUCAUGUUCACGUACGAGUCCACCCAGUUCAAUACGGAGGGGUUUGUGCUGGUGCUGGGGGCCUCCUUCCUUGGGGGCAUUCGCUGGACUCUCACCCAGAUGCUCAUGCAGAAGGCCGAGCUGGGUACGUUGGGAGGCAGGAAGUCCUUCAGCCCUUGGCUUUGGGCCUUGGAUCUCUGCCCUCCUGUAGCAAGUCGUCAGGACUCAGUGGCCCUCUCCUCGGGGGCGUCCCAAGGCUGGGAUUUUUACCUCCCCGCUGGAAAGGGCUCCGUUAUUCCCGUGUCACACUUGGCUUCCCUGCCCCUUCUCUUGAUUCCAGGGCUGCCGCUGUCCACGUCGGAGAAGCUGUUCCGUUUCCACGAGGCAGGGCUGUUGCUCGCUGUGGUGGGGAAGCUCUCCUUAGGGGGGUUUCUUGCUUUUGGUCUGGGCUUCUCCGAGUUCCUCUUGGUCUCCAGAACCUCCAGCCUCACUCUCUCCAUUGCUGGCAUUUUUAAGGAAAUCUGCACUUUGCUGCUGGCCACUCGCUUGCUGGGAGACCGCCUGACCCUCCUGAACUGGGUGGGCUUCGCCGUCUGCCUCUCGGGAAUCUCCCUGCAUGUCACUCUCAAAGCCUUCAGUUCGAAGGGGGAAAAGGAGCCAAAGCCGCACAAAGGGACCAGCUCUAGCCCUGACCUGGAGCUGCUGCUGCGGCACAGUGAGCCCGAGGAGGAAGAGGAGCUACAGCGCUGACUGGCCUUGAGCGCGGCGCCCUGCUCCAGCUGAGCAGCAAACGGGUCGAAGAAUCCUGGGCUGCCGGCUCCUCCAGUCGGGCGUGAGAGGCUCUGGAGCUGAUGGGCCCACUGCUCAGGUCCCUGGAGCCUGUGGGUGAGCCAGGCAGCGCUGCGCACUUCCCCUUGAGGAGCUGGAAGAGUGGGGGGGAUGGGGCGGGGGCCCGCGGACUGUUGAGUGAGGGGCCCAUGGGCUGCAGGACUCACCGGGCUCCGGUGUCGGCGCCAACGAGUGAAAGCAGAGGGUCCCCUGCGGGGCUCUCCCCCACAGCUUCGCCGCUCCGAGUCCGUAACGUUCUCUGGAGCUGGGGGUGGUGCAGAAAAUCUGGGACUUGCCCCCGUGGGGCAGCCGUUGCAGCCAGGGCUCUCCGGUCCCCGCUCGCAAUGGGAAGAGGCUGCUCCCUCUGCCUGCUGGGUUCCGGGGAGGGUAUGACCUGCUGGGCAGGGCGUCUGGGCAGCACAUUUCUUCAUUGAAAAGUUCUGAUUUUUCACGGAAAUAAAAGACGCCAGCCCCCUC